UUUGUCGCCACAGUUGCUCCCCUUCUGUCGACAGAUUGGGUUUCGGUUUGUUGUGGGUCUCACAUCCGCCUUUUGUUUACUUUUCUGGGAACCAAGACACAAGAAGAAACCCAAACAAAAUGACGCAGAUGUCCGACGAACAGUUUCGCGUACUCAUCGAAACCAUCAAAGCGUUGGCACCGAUCAAAGACGAGGAGCCGCUCUCCAAGGGGAGCUUCAGCAAUUGCCCGGUGCGAUUCAGUGGCCAGCGGGAUCACGAUGCCGUGGACGAGUUCAUCAACGCGGUGGAGACCUACAAGGAGGUAGAGGGUAUCAGCGACAAGGAUGCUCUGAAAGGCCUUCCCCUGCUGUUCAACAACAUCGCCGUGAUCUGGUGGAAGGGUGUGAGGCGAGAUGCCAAGACCUGGCCGGAAGCUCUUCAGCUGCUCCGCGACCACUUUUCACCCACCAAGCCCUCCUAUCAGCUGUACAUGGAGAUAUUUGAGAUGAAGCAGGGAAGCGCCGAGGCGAUAGAUACCUUCGUCUGCAAGCAACGAGCCCUGCUGGCCAAGCUGCCGGAGGGAAGGCACGACGAGGAAACGGAGUUGGACUUCAUAUACGGCCUGAUGCUGCCCAAGUACCGGGAGAGCAUUCCGCGGCACGAAAUUAAGACUUUCCGGGAGCUGCUCGAUCGCGGACGGACACUGGAGCGGACCAAGCACUGAAAUUAGAAUUAAAUAGUUUAGCUGUAAAUACAAUAUUAAAAUGAUAGAAAUAUUUUGAGUAGAAAA
Drosophila kikkawai is the source of this 770-nucleotide messenger RNA. RefSeq names its product Activity-regulated cytoskeleton associated protein 2 (gene Arc2). Lineage: Eukaryota; Metazoa; Arthropoda; Insecta; Diptera; Drosophilidae. The record is from RefSeq and is a predicted model, not a curated record.